This is a messenger RNA of Daktulosphaira vitifoliae (grape phylloxera), 2529 nucleotides long. Its product is annotated as coronin-2B-like. Lineage: Eukaryota; Metazoa; Arthropoda; Insecta; Hemiptera; Phylloxeridae. The record is from RefSeq and is a predicted model, not a curated record. The transcript has 14 exons. Gene Ontology annotation, molecular function: actin filament binding. Gene Ontology annotation, biological process: actin filament organization. Bases 614 to 2236 code for a protein of 540 amino acids.
UAGUGAAUUGUCGAUCUCAUCAUGCCUAUGUAGUCAUUGUUUUCCCUUUCUUGUGUCUGUUACCGUGGUUAAACUGUAAACCACCCGUAUUGGCAUUUAACAGGGCCCAUAUUUACUUCUUUAUCUGUUCUGCACUUGUGAAUGCUUAUGUUAUGUUUCUACUCAUUCCCUUCCUUCACCCACUCUGAUAAUAUAAGUGUGCAAGUCUCUUAUGCUCUAAUAGUAUUCCUGACUAAAUUGGUGUGUGUUUAAUUAUUCUAAGUAAAACUAUAAAAAAAGUAUAUACGAAUAAAAUCAUUUCGAUUUACUCUUACAUUUUCUUGUGUUUAUGAGGUUUGAGUAGUUAAGUCUACUUAUUGUGACUGUUGGUUUGUAGAAGUUUAAAAAAUUAAUUUCAAUGAAAUGAAAAAUAUAUUAACACUUUAGGUUUAACUGUAAUAAUAAUGGGGACAUUAGAUAAACAUAUUGGCUACAGACUUGAUGAUAUAUUUAAAUCAAACGCUUUAGUAGACAUCAGGGCUUGCAGUAAACCAGUUAUUAAGUUAAAUUUUUUUGAAUUAUUUUUUCUUAGACUGCAUGAAAAUUGUGAAGCUUUUUAUUGAAAGUUACUAUAAUGACAAACAGUAUGUCAUUUUUUCGUGGGGUACGAAGCUCUAAGUUUCGUCAUGUAUAUGGGUCCCCGUCAAGAAGAGAUGAGAUUUAUGAUAAUGUUCCAAUAACAAGAAAUGCUCAUGAUUCAAAUUUUUGUGCAGCAAAUCCAAAAUUUGUUGCUAUUGUAACUGAAGUUGCAGGUGGAGGUGCUUUUUUAGUGUUACCAAUUACCAAGACUGGUCGUUUGGAUUUGAACACAAGUAAAGUUACUGGUCAUAGAGGUCCAGUACUAGAUGUAAAAUGGAACCCAUUCAAUGAUAACAUAAUUGCUUCUUGUUCUGAUGAUUGUACUAUCAAAUUAUGGUAUAUUCCAGAUAGUGGAUUAAGUUGUAAUCUUACUGAAUGGUUAAUAGAAUUACGUGGUCAUAGACGAAGGGUUGGUUUUAUUGAAUGGCAUCCAACUGCAGAAAAUAUAAUAGCAAGUUCAGGAUUUGAUUACCAAGUUAUUAUUUGGGAUGCAGGAUCUGGUCAAAUAUUAAAUUUUAUAGAUUGUCAUCCAGAUAUUGUUUAUUCAAUUACAUUUAAUAGAGAUGGAAGUAGAUUGGUAUCAACCUGUAAGGAUAAGAAAAUAAGAGCAAUUGAUCCUAGAUCAGGUUUAGUUAUUUCAGAAGGGAUUUGUCAUGAAGGAUCACGAUCAUGCAAAGCAGUAUAUUUAGAUAAUGACCGAAUAUUAACCACUGGUUUUUCAUCGUAUUCUGAUAGACAACUUGCUAUAUGGAAUCACACUGAUUUAACUGAACCAUUAAAUCGUAUAACUGUUGAUUCCUCUUCUGGGAUAUUAUUUCCUUAUUAUGAUUAUGACACUAAAAUUGUUUAUCUUGCUGGAAAAGGAGAUGGCAAUAUGAGGUAUUAUGAAAUUGUUGAUGAAUUUCCUUACAUACAUUUUUUAAACCAGUUCAUAUCUGGUUGCCCACAAAAAGGAUUUGGGAUGAUGGUUAAACGAGGUUGCAAUGUGAGUCGUUGUGAAAUAAUGAGAUUUUAUAAACUGCAUACUACACGAAAUGUCUGUGAACCAAUAUCUAUGAUAGUACCACGAAAAAGUGAUCAGUAUCAACAUGAUUUAUAUCCUGAUACAAAUGCUCCUGUCCCAGCUUUAAAUGCCCAAGAAUGGUUUAGUGGAAUAAAUAAGCCUCCAGUUUUAAUGUCAAUGAAAACGGGAAUAUCUGUAAAAACUCAUAAACCUCAAGCUUUUGUUUCUAAUGAAGCAACUCGCAAUGACACUAAUUAUCGAAUGAAGUAUGCAUUUCUUUCUAAGGAAACAGUACCAGAUUAUCGGCCACUUGAUAUGUUACUUGAAAAUGAAAAAGUACAAAAGACACAAUCAAAUCAAAAUACUAGAUUUCAACAGAUUCAACUUAAGUUGUCAAACUCUGUGGUAGACAAAGAAGAAAGCAAUACUACUGUCAAAGUAUCAGAAAUUUAUUUACAAAAAAAUGAAUAUCAAAUGAAGAAGGCUCUUGCUCGACAAUGUGAAGAGUUAAAUAUGCUGAGAAAACAAAUGGCUCACAGAGAUCGUCGAAUACGGGAUUUAGAAGAGCUUGUUUCUACUCUUCAAUCUCAAUUAAAAGUUCAAAGACAUCAGUGAUGUAAUAUACUAUAAUUUAUGAUACUCUUUAUAAGUAUUAUAGCAUUAAAAUUAUGUUAAAUUUGUAACUCAAGCUAUUACAUUAUCCUAAAAAUUUAGGUCUUAAGUUUAAAAUUUUCAAGUUAUCAUUUAGUUCUUUUACAAUUCGUUAUUCAUAGUGUCAUUAAUUUAUAAAAAAAAAAAAUUAUUUAUGGAUCUAUGCUUUAAAAAAAAUAUAUGCACCAAAAAUUGCUGUGAUUAAUAAAAUACAUAGUGUUCUAUUUAAUGUAAGAUGCUUAUUAUAAAUGUGUAUU